AUGGAGCUGAAGGUGUGGGUCGACGGAGUCCAAAGGAUUGUUUGUGGAGUCACAGAAGUUACAACUUGUCAGGAAGUGGUUAUAGCCCUUGCCCAGGCUAUAGGCCGUACCGGAAGGUAUACCUUGAUAGAAAAAUGGAGAGAUACAGAAAGACAUUUAGCGCCUCACGAAAAUCCGAUCAUUUCUCUGAACAAAUGGGGACAGUACGCAAGCGACGUGCAACUCGUCUUGCGGCGUACCGGGCCGUCGCUUAGCGAGCGGCCGACUUCGGACAGCGUCGCUCGGAUCCCGGAAAGGACUUUGUAUCGGCAGAGCCUCCCUCCCUUGGCCAAGCUCAGGCCUCAGAACGACAAGUCGAUUAAAAGGAGAGAGCCCAAACGCAAGUCCUUGACUUUCACCGGCGGCGCCAAAGGGUUGAUGGACAUUUUUGGGAAGAGCAAAGAGCACGAGUUCAAGCAGAAGGUCCUCCACUGCAAGACCACGGUGGAUGAGUUGAAAAAGCUGGUGCACCUCCAGACGGAGAAGUUGCAGUCGGUGGAGAAACAGCUGGACACCAACGAGGCCGAGAUCAGAUACUGGGAGCAGAGGUUCAGCUUCAGCCUGGAGGACGAGAUCCUCAAGCUGGAGCAGAAGAUCAAGCGGAACGAGGUGGAGAUCGAGGAGGAGGAAUUUUGGGAGAACGAGCUCCAGAUUGAGCAGGAGAACGAGAAGCAGCUGAAGGAGCAGCUGCAGGAGAUCCGGCAGAGGAUAUUGGACUGCGAAAGCAAGCUGAAGGACUACGUGGUCCAGAUCCACCACAUGGAAAGCGGCCUGGAAGCGGAGAAGUUGCAACGGGAAGUCCAGGAGGCUAAAGUCAACGAAGAAGAAGUCAGAGAGAAGAUCGACAAAGUCAGACGAGAGCUUGACCUCCACGGCCAGCAAAGUCUCCGCCUGGAAAAUGGCAUCAAAGCGGUGGAAAGGUCUGUGGGUCAAGCGGCCAAGCGGUUACAGGAAAGAGAACAAGAACUGGAGCAGCUGACAAAAGAACUGCGUCAAGUCAACCUCCAACAGUUCAUCCAACAGACGGGGACAAAAGUCACGGUCCUUCCGGCUGAACCCAUUGAAUUGGAGGCUUCACACCCAGAGCUUGAGAAAGAACCCGUCUUUCAGACCAGCUCCCUCAAACGCCCGAGUUCCUCAAGGCAGCUUCCCAGCAACCUCCGGAUCUUGCAGAACCCGCUGUCCUCUGGUUUUAACCCCGAGGGCAUUUACGUAUAA
This is a messenger RNA of Protobothrops mucrosquamatus (brown spotted pit viper), 1257 nucleotides long. It is a transcript of the gene RASSF8, whose product is annotated as Ras association domain family member 8. The coding region runs from base 1 to 1257 and encodes 418 amino acids. The transcript is spliced from 4 exons. Gene Ontology annotation, biological process: signal transduction. Lineage: Eukaryota; Metazoa; Chordata; Lepidosauria; Squamata; Viperidae. The record is from RefSeq and is a predicted model, not a curated record.